This is a messenger RNA of Lachancea sp. 'fantastica', 663 nucleotides long. The record is from the annotation of a GenBank genome assembly. NCBI's taxonomy places the organism in Eukaryota, Fungi, Ascomycota, Saccharomycetes, Saccharomycetales, Saccharomycetaceae.
AUGAACAACAAUUCGGCUUCUUUUAAGAGCAUUCUCGCCGGAGUUCAAAAACUUCGCGAUGCUCAUAGCACAACCGAUGAAAGUUCAGCCAAUUCAGAGCCUGUAGCUGCUGAAGCCAGACCUAUAAAGGCCCCUUCAAAACCUGCACCUGUUUCUAGCGGGGAUGCACCAGUAGUAAAUGCUUUCAACCAACGAAAAAAUGAAGAAGAAGCUGCACAUCAAGUUUCGCAAAUCGAAGAGCGUAAACGCAAAUGGUCCAAAGUAUCGCCCAACCCAACUUCUGGAGCGUCUGGUCAGGGGAAAAACGUGCUUGUUAGCGUAUCGCAACGCGGAAAUCCACUAUUGGGUAGUCUGACCAAUACAAGCUGGCGCUAUGUAUCACCAUCUGGAGGAAACAAAAUAUAUUACGACUAUUGCGUUCAAGGUCGCAACAUAGUAUUCUUAUCGCUGAAAUACCACAAACUGCAUCCAGAGUACAUUUCUAAAAAGAUCCAGCCACUGGUGAAGCUCAAAAAUAAUGUUCUGAUAUGUGUCGUCGACGUGGAACACUCCGAAAACAUUCUCAAGGAUCUCAAUAAAGCAUGUAUGUUCAACGGAUUUGCACUUUUGCUUGCCUUUAACUUCGAGCAGGCUGCAAAAUAUAUUGUUUUCAUGAACAAAUGA